This is a messenger RNA of Cladophialophora immunda, 2763 nucleotides long. RefSeq lists its product as uncharacterized. The record is from RefSeq and is a predicted model, not a curated record. Gene Ontology annotation, molecular function: histone methyltransferase activity; protein binding; zinc ion binding. Bases 57 to 2156 code for a protein of 699 amino acids. The transcript is spliced from 3 exons. Gene Ontology annotation, cellular component: nucleus. Lineage: Eukaryota; Fungi; Ascomycota; Eurotiomycetes; Chaetothyriales; Herpotrichiellaceae.
CCCAAAUCAAGUCUUAUUCGACCCUUUCUUGACUUGAUAUUAAAUCGAUUCCACGAAUGAAUGCCGAAAGCGAGACGUUGACGACUUCUGGGGCUGAAAGGGGUCACCGGGCGGCCAUGGCGGUUACACUGCACGGAGCUUCUGCCUACAAACGCAGUUUCGAUCAGACCAAAGACCAUGUGAAACCGACAGACAGAAUCGUAAUUGAGCUGUCGGAUUCCGAAGACGAAACGCCUUCAAUUCCCCUCCCUAAGCGUCAGAAAUCCCAGACGCCCGCAGCAGACGGUCCCGAACCUCGUCGCGUACUUCCACAGUCGCGUCCACAAUCCCAAGAUGCCAAGACUUAUCGCCACGCGACUCCUCCAGCAUCGGCUGCGUCACGUGCUCAACAGCAGGACGGACCGUCAAAAAGUACACCCAAACGCUCCCCGUGGAAGAAGCUUUCAAGAUACUCACUGUCAAACGACGCGUUCGCCGAUCUAAGAAGCGAGUCCCCCAGUCCUUCUGACGCUCCUGAACAAGAGCAGAUCACGUCGUCCUUCCCGACACGGACUAGAGUGCGGUCGGAAACUCAUGGAUCCAGUUCCGUCUUCGACCACGUGAAGGCCGGUGGACCUUCUACCAAGAGAAUACCUUCCUCUCUAGAGCCCCGAAUCCAUGCCACACGGCCACGGCGAGAUGAGAUCGACCGCCCCAAGCGUGUCACUCGAUCCGACCGUGGCUCAGUUGUCAGGUCGGAAGAAAGGAAGAGAUCGGCGAGUAGCCAAGGAAAAGACACGCUCUCCCGUCAUAUUCGGACAGGCAAGAGCUCCUCCUUGAACAGGUUCUCGAUCGAUAUUCGGCGACCAACUUCGGAUACCGACGUGGCUACCUCGCAGCAAGGACGUAAACGUCUACCAAAGAUUGAAGUUGUGAUUGACUCUCAACGCAAAGACCUCCUCCGACAGUUUCAGGCUCCUUUACCAAAGUCUAGAGCUCAGCUGAGCGCAGAGAAGAAUGCGGUUUUGGCACAGCUCGAGCAGUCUACCAAGUUGGCCCAUGAGAAACCGGAACUAGUAGAGAGACAUUUCGGAACAACGGGAUUCUCGGCGGUGUUCAGUGUCGAUGAGGACGUCGAGUUUAUGCGGGGCGCGGCGUCCAAGAAGAAGAAGAAGGCAAACCGCAACAAUAUCAAAUUGGAGAUCGAUUCUCUUUGCGUGCCGCUUGACCAACUUUCUCUCAAAACUAGCUUCAUCCAUCCCGCCCGCACUGCGCGAAAGAUUCUCAUCAGCCGCUUUGAAGAAAGAUUAAACCCACCUUUGACUUUUGCCAACGACAUCAACGAUAGACGACUUCCUGGUAAAUUCCAGUUUAUCGACCACUAUAUCAUCAGCCCCAAGGUCAAGAUGGCACCACCCUCGACGAACUCUGGCUGCGACUGCAGGAAUUGCGCAUUAUCCACCUGUCAAUGCUUGACUAAGGAAGUCGACGGACGUGAGACCCAGGUAGAAAUCUACGCCCGCCGACCUGACGGAAUCGUCGUUCUAUCAGACGAUUAUAUUAAUCAGGCUCUAGGAGAUGGAAAUGAGCGCCAGGAAAUAACGGAAUGUAACGAGCAUUGCGGGUGUGGCGAUGACUGCUGGAAUCGGGUCGUGUGUAAGGGACGCACUAUUCCUCUCGAAGUCUUUCAGACCAAGAAUUGCGGCUUUGGAGUCCGCUCGUCGAAAGAUAUUGUCAAAGGCCAAUUUAUCCAACGAUACCUCGGCGAGGUCAUAACCGAUCCCGAGUUGGAGCAGCGCGAAGACGCGGCAGAAGAGCAACAACCUAGCUAUGUCUAUACGCUGGACUGGUUCGGGAACAAGGAGCCCUACUACGUGGACGGCGAAUACUUUGGGUCUGCCAUGCGAUUUGUCAAUCACAGCUGCAAUCCAAAUACCCUGUGUGUAACUGUGCAGACCCACAGAAAGGAUAAGAGGGUGUAUGACCUCGCCUUCUUCGCAACCAAGGAUAUCAAGGCCGGCGAGGAGAUAUGCGUCUCGUAUAAAAACGAUGGUUCAUCCGACGUCGAGCAGAUCUCGGAGGAUUUGGUGAAGUGCCAAUGUGGAGAAGACAAUUGUCGAGGAAUCCUGUGGAAACCAAGCAAGAAGACCAGACGCCGAAGGAGACGACAAGAAUAAGGGGUUCUUACGUUCGACGUGGGAAUGUAAUAGGUCGAAGGUUAGGGCUGAGAGGAGAUGGGAUAUGCCAAGGCUGUCGACGGCAUUGCCAGAUGCUACUAAUGUACACGUGUCGGCAGGUUGAUUCGCGGCCCAAUUACACCGGACGUUUUGAUACGCCUUGGGAGCUACUAUAUCAGCCAAUCGUCGAGAAGGACAACGCAGUUGCUGUUAUGGUGUCACGGUGUCACCCCAAAAGGCGCAGAGCAAACCAUAUAUUGAUCGACACCUGGAUUGGAUUCUCGUGGGCACAGACUGUGUGUGCGUAUGGGACUCUGCUAGUGUCCUGUUUCCCACACCAUGAACGAUACCCCUGGAUGUGACUGGGUGGAUGAAUGGACCCGUGAGCUUGGAAUAGCUGUGUGUUUGGGAGGACGCGUAGCCAGGUUCUCAAAAGGAGAGAAAAUGUACCACUACCACCAACAGGGAGGAAAAGGCGUUACUCACAUGAGCGUAGCAUUCUAACGGACUAGCAAGCAAUGUCGACUUUGGAUGAAACGAAAUGGAAUGAUAUGAAUAAAUGAACUAGAAAGAGACAGAGGCCGGAACUGGACCAGGAUUGUCAUAU